Molecule: messenger RNA, 1209 nt
Organism: Hirundo rustica (Barn swallow)
Lineage: Eukaryota; Metazoa; Chordata; Aves; Passeriformes; Hirundinidae
Gene: TEX12
Product: testis expressed 12
Exons: 5
Coding region: 1-483 (160 amino acids)
Source: RefSeq, a predicted model, not a curated record
AUGCGGGGUUGCGAGCAGAGGUGGCGGGCGGUGCAGCGGGGCGAUGGGAGCCGGGAGAAGGUCGGGCUGCGCGGUCCUCCCCAGCGCGGCCGCUCGGCAAACACCGCUUUUCGUGAGGCAGCCCUGGCGAGCAACUCGCAAAAAGCAGAUGAGACUAGAAGUAAGAGCAAAAAGAUGGAGAAUGAAGCUUCAGAAAAUCCUGAGUUGUCUGACAAAACAGAUUUCACUCCCUCUGAGGACUCGCAGUCCCUUUCCAAGGCUGAACCACUGGACAAGAUUUUAAAUGAGACGAGCAAAGAAAUUAAUAACUUGUUAUCAAAAUAUGCUGACAUUAUAAGUGCACGAGCAGCGUUGGAUUCUUCUCAUGUCCAGGAACUUGAUGGGAUCUUAAAGAAAGCCAGGGCCUUACAAAAACACUUAAAGCAGAAAAGGGAGAAGCUGAAACAGAGAUUUGCUGUCAUUGCCAAUAGUCUGCAAAGCUAAAUGGAGUUUGUUAUAGAAAUGCAGAGCCAACGUUGUGUCUGUGUAUGAAAACAAACUGUGACGAGUGUUGUGAUGUCUGUUUCUUGUAUAAAUAUUUCUGUCAGUUCAGGAAACUUCCAACAAGUUAAGCAGCUACUUAGUGUUUAAAUACAUAGCGUAGUGGUGGUUAGUAAAAACAAUUCUGAAUAUCUGUUUUAAGUUCUGUGACUCAAGGGAUUGGGAUAUUAAGCUAUGUUAACCCAUUAAACAUAGCAAAAAACCAUUUCUGUGAAACAUAGAAACUUACGAUGUAAGUGGAAAAUGACCUCAGAUUAUUUCAUGUUAACCAUUUUCUGGUUAUGGGGUUUCUUUUUCUUUCCUUUCUACUUCAAAAAAUGUUUUUGUGCUAAAAUAUUAGUAGAAUAUACUUACAAUGUUAUUUCCAUUUUGCCUCAGAAUGUAAGCAGGUUGAAAAAAUCAGCUUAGAAAUAAGAGAGUGAUAUAAAGAACUUUGAGAAAGUACAAAGUCUUAAUUUGAAAUGCAUUAUAAUACUGGAACGUGUGUUACAUUUCAAGCCCAUGUUGAUAUAAAACAUAAUCAGAGCUUUCCUGUUGAUGUCAAUAAAUAAAUAGAUAAUGUUAACAUCAUCUAGAAUUACAGUGUUAUUUUGUUAUUGGGCUACAUGAGCGUUGUUUGCUGAUGUUCAGAUUUUCUGAGAACACUGAGACCUUUUUCUUUCUUGUCAU